AUGGCGUCUGCGGCCCUCAAGUCGCUUGCACGCACAUUUCGUGCACUACACCAGCAACCAGGAAAGCCUCUUAUUCUUGCAAACGUCUACGACCCCCUGUCUGCUAGUAUCGUGGCAGCACUUCCCUCGUGCCACGCCCUAGCCACAGCCUCUUACGCUGUCGCCCGUGCUGCUGGCGUGGAAGACGACGCCCUCACCAUCGAGCAGAACAUCACUGCUGCCAAGACCAUUGGAGGCGUCGCCGCAAAGUAUGGCAAACCGCUAACCGUGGACCUGCAGGACGGGUAUGGAGAUAGGCUCGAGGAGGCCGUUCGAGCAGCCAUCGAGGAGGCAGGCGCGGUCGGGAUCAAUCUCGAGGAUUGCGGAAAGGAGACCCAUGAGAUGUUCCCUGUUGAUAUGGCGGCAGAAAGAGUGCAGAGGGCAAUGAAGGUGGCGGGUGACCUUGGCCUGCAGGACUUUGUCGUCAACGCGCGAUGCGACACGCUCGUGUAUGGUGGUCCACUUGACGACGUUGUCACCCGCGGCAAGAGAUAUCUGGACGCCGGUGCCACGACGGUCUUCGUCUGGGGUGGAGGCGCGAGGCGCGGUCUUCAUCGGUUCGAAGUCGAGAGGCUGGUCAAAGAGUUCAAUGGGAGGCUAAGUGUGAUGUUCGGCAUUGGACAGAAGGAUGGCUUGUCAGUGCCGGAGUUGGCGAACCUCGGUGUCGCGAGAAUAUCAGUGGGCCCGGCGAUCCAGACGGCCAUCGUGAACGAGUGUGCAAGGGUUGCCAGGGAGAUACUGGAGCCCAUGCAGUAA
Messenger RNA from Cladophialophora yegresii CBS 114405, 795 nucleotides. RefSeq lists its product as uncharacterized. The transcript has a single exon. The record is from RefSeq and is a predicted model, not a curated record. Gene Ontology annotation, molecular function: catalytic activity. Lineage: Eukaryota; Fungi; Ascomycota; Eurotiomycetes; Chaetothyriales; Herpotrichiellaceae. Bases 1 to 795 code for a protein of 264 amino acids.